GGCGCUGCAUCCUGGCGCGGGCCUCCGCCGCCGCUGCAGCCACUGCCGUCGGGAAAGGUCCCGGCGCGGACAUGACCUAGCGCGCCGCUCUCCUGGGCGGGAGCUCCCGGCGCCCAGCGCAGUAGCCCCGCGAAGAGGCGGCGGACUGGACGGUGCAGACCGCGCAGAAAACGAGGCGGGCGGCAUGGAGGCGGCGCACCUGCUCUCGGCAGCCGACGUGCUGCGCCGCUUCUCGGUGACGGUCGAGGGCGGCCUGAGGCCAGAGCAGGUGACUAGCGCGCGAGAGCGCUACGGCCCCAACGAGCUCCCAACUGAGGAAGGGAAGUCCCUGUGGGAGCUGGUGCUGGAGCAGUUUGAAGACCUCCUGGUGCGCAUCCUGCUGUUGGCUGCCCUGGUCUCCUUCGUCCUGGCCUGUUUUGAGGAGGGCGAGGAGACCACAACAGCCUUCGUGGAGCCUCUGGUCAUCAUGCUGAUCCUCGUGGCCAAUGCCAUCGUGGGCGUAUGGCAGGAACGCAAUGCUGAGAGUGCCAUUGAGGCCCUGAAAGAGUAUGAGCCUGAGAUGGGUAAGGUGAUCCGCUCGGACCGCAAGGGCGUGCAGAGGAUCCGCGCCCGGGACAUCGUCCCUGGAGACAUCGUGGAAGUAGCAGUGGGAGACAAAGUGCCCGCUGACCUCCGCCUCCUCGAGAUCAAGUCCACCACUCUGAGAGUGGACCAGUCCAUCCUGACAGGUGAAUCCGUGUCUGUGACCAAACACACAGAUGCUAUCCUGGAUCCCAGAGCUGUGAACCAGGACAAGAAGAACAUGCUAUUCUCUGGUACCAACAUCGCAUCGGGCAAGGCACUGGGGGUGGCAGUGGCCACAGGCCUGCACACAGAGCUGGGUAAGAUCCGGAGUCAGAUGGCGGCAGUGGAGCCAGAGCGGACACCGCUGCAGCACAAGCUGGAUGAGUUCGGGCGGCAGCUGUCCCGUGCCAUCUCUGUGAUCUGUGUGGCCGUGUGGGUCAUCAACAUCAGCCACUUCGCUGACCCAGCCCAUGGUGGCUCCUGGCUUCGUGGUGCCGUCUACUACUUCAAGAUUGCCGUGGCUCUGGCUGUGGCUGCCAUCCCUGAGGGCCUCCCAGCUGUUAUCACUACAUGCCUGGCUCUGGGCACACGGCGCAUGGCACGCAAGAAUGCCAUUGUGCGGAGUCUGCCCUCUGUGGAGACGCUGGGCUGCACCUCGGUCAUCUGCUCCGACAAGACAGGCACACUCACCACCAAUCAGAUGUCUGUCUGCCGGAUGUUCGUGGUAGCCGAAGCUGAAGCAAGCUCCUGCCGUUUGCACGAGUUCACCAUCUCCGGCACCACUUACGCCCCGGAGGGCGAAGUGAGGCAGGCGGAGCAGCUCGUGCGCUGUGGGCAGUUCGAUGGGCUGGUGGAGCUGGCGACAAUCUGUGCCCUGUGCAACGACUCAGCGCUGGACUACAAUGAGGCUAAGGGCGUAUAUGAGAAGGUGGGAGAGGCCACGGAGACAGCCCUGACUUGCCUGGUGGAGAAAAUGAACGUGUUUGACACCAACCUCCAGGCCCUGUCCCGAGUGGAACGAGCCAGUGCCUGCAAUGCGGUCAUCAAGCAGCUGAUGCGGAAGGAGUUUACUUUGGAGUUCUCCCGGGACCGGAAGUCCAUGUCAGUGUACUGCACGCCCACUCGCCCUGGCCUGGCAGCCCAGGGCAGCAAGAUGUUUGUGAAGGGGGCUCCUGAGAGUGUGAUCGAGCGCUGCAGCUCAGUCCGAGUGGGAAGCCGCACAGUACCCCUGAACGCCACCUCCAGGGAGCAGAUCCUCGCCAAGAUCCGGGAUUGGGGCUCCGGCUCAGACACGCUGCGUUGCCUGGCACUGGCCACUCGGGAUGCACCCCCAAGGAAGGAGGACAUGCAGCUGGAAGACUGCAGCAAAUUUGCGCAGUACGAGAUGGACCUGACUUUUGUGGGCUGCGUGGGCAUGCUGGACCCUCCAAGGCCCGAGGUGGCUGCUUGCAUCGCACGCUGCCACCAGGCCGGCAUCCGUGUGGUCAUGAUCACAGGGGACAACAAAGGCACAGCUGUGGCCAUCUGCCGCCGGCUUGGCAUCUUCAAGGACACAGAGGAUGUGGUGGGCAAGGCCUACACGGGUCGCGAAUUCGAUGACCUCAGCCCUGAGCAGCAACGCCAGGCCUGCCGCACAGCGUGCUGCUUUGCCCGUGUGGAACCUGCACACAAGUCCCGAAUUGUGGAGAACCUACAGUCCUUCAAUGAGAUCACCGCCAUGACUGGAGACGGGGUGAAUGAUGCCCCGGCUCUGAAGAAAGCAGAGAUUGGCAUUGCCAUGGGCUCCGGCACAGCUGUGGCCAAGUCGGCAGCUGAGAUGGUGCUGUCAGAUGACAACUUUGCCUCAAUUGUGGCUGCAGUGGAGGAGGGCCGGGCCAUCUACAACAACAUGAAGCAAUUCAUCCGCUACCUCAUCUCCUCCAAUGUCGGCGAGGUUGUCUGCAUCUUCCUCACGGCAAUUCUGGGCCUGCCGGAAGCCCUGAUCCCUGUGCAGCUGCUCUGGGUGAACCUGGUGACGGAUGGCUUACCUGCCACAGCCCUGGGUUUCAACCCACCAGACCUGGACAUCAUGGAGAAGCUGCCCCGGAACCCUCGUGAGGCCCUCAUCAGUGGCUGGCUGUUUUUUCGAUAUCUGGCUAUUGGAGUGUACGUAGGCCUGGCCACGGUGGCUGCCGCCACCUGGUGGUUCCUAUAUGAUGCCGAGGGACCUCACGUCACCUUCUACCAGCUGAGGAACUUCCUGAAGUGCUCCGAGGACAACCCACUCUUUGCUGACAUUGACUGCGAGGUCUUCGAGUCACGCUUCCCCACAACCAUGGCCUUGUCUGUGCUGGUGACCAUUGAAAUGUGCAAUGCCCUCAACAGCGUCUCGGAGAACCAGUCGCUGCUGCGGAUGCCACCCUGGCUGAACCCUUGGCUGCUGGCAGCUGUGGCCAUGUCCAUGGCCCUGCACUUCCUCAUCCUGCUGGUGCCACCCCUGCCCCUUAUUUUCCAGGUGACCCCACUGAGUGGGCGCCAGUGGGUAGUGGUGCUCCAGAUAUCUCUGCCUGUCAUCCUGCUUGAUGAGGCCCUCAAGUACCUGUCCCGGAACCACGUGGAUGAAGAAAAGGACAAGAAGUGAGUGCUGGGAACAGAGUGGAGUCUCCAGUGCGUACCUCAGCCUGAUGAUGCCCAAGCGUUCACUCCUACUCCCCACACUGCCAUCACGCUCACCGCUUGCUCACUGGGCCCUGCCGAGGGUCUCUGUCCUCGCUUCCAUAUGCAUGGGGGCUGUGCAACUCAUGCCUCUGGGACUCUCCUGGGAAGUUCACCCCUGACGUUCCGGCUCCAGAGCAGCAGCCUAGGAGGGGCCUGCCCAGAAGCCAGAGCUGGAAGCAGAUCCAGACAUGCAGAGGCCUCUACCCCCAGAUCUAUGAGCACAUUCUGGAGCAGGCACCCCCUUGCUUGGAGGCUGGGCAUUUUACUUGGUCACUGGUGCUUCUGUACUGAUGGAGGACUCCUGGAGUUCCUGCUAGCUCUGACCUCUCACUUAGUGCCUGGUCUGGGGCCUGGUCAGCGGGAUGGGGGGCGGUGAAGGGGAGGACAUCUGGGCCCAGCUGUGCACAGUGAGGGCAGACAACCCCCCUCCACUCUGCUCUUUUCCCACAAAGUUGGCACGUGAGGGUUUGAGCCUCUUACUGUUUAUAUGUGCAGGGGGUUGAAGGGUCAGUGGGAGGGAGAUGGUAGUAGUGGGGCGGGGGGGGGGUGCGCGGGGGUGCUGGGUAAGGAUCCCCUUCCCAGGAGACAGCUGGCUUGGCUGCCUCGGCUGCCUCAGUUCUGGACACUCCCAGACUGAGAUUUCCCUGUCCUAAGCAAAUGAGACAUGCCAAGUCUCGUUGCUGUCCAGUCUGCCAAGCAGAGGCUGGAUUUGCCCUCCAUGUCCCUGGUGCCUAAGACCCCAGACAUCCUUGGGUACCUGAUCACUGUGCCCUCUCAGCUCAACCCUGUGUGCACCAUCCCACAGUCUGCAUGGCUGGGUGAUUCUGAGUCUUCUAGACUCUUGGCCUCACUCUUCACCUCCAACCCCACAUAUCCGUGAGCUGAAAGGAUGUCACUAAGAAUGGCUAGUUACCCAACAGCACUUACUCUCCCUCCCUCAUUGCUGGAAGAAUGUGUGUCCAUCGUGGAUCAUGUUGGAUGAUGGGAAAAGAGCGUUUGACGGACAUAAAUGUUCUUUUAAUUCGGCUCUUGCCCCUCUGGCAAAAAUUAGGCAUGGAAGAAAACAGUGGGUCAAUGUACAUCCUCACCCCUCCUGGAGAGUAUACCAAGUGAUUCUUUUAUGUGUAAAUCAAGACUCACAUCCCUGUCCUGGUCCCCAGAAUCAAAAAGCGCCCUUAGCCUGCCUUGCAGACAAAUGGGCUCCAGGCUCUGUGGCCUCUUACCACACCUUUCUUCCCUCCCCUCUCUCAGUCAGGCGGGGCUCCCCUGGGCACUAGCCCACAGAGAUUCUCUGCUUCUGUCCUGCUGAAGGGAAGGCAGAUCUUGAGGUGGGGGACGGUGGGAGGGCCCUGAACCCACCUGUUGACGUGAAGCUGGUAGAGAAAUAAAGGUUGAGUGCCGGGGGCAAUGGAGGAUCAUCACCAUCUGUUUUCCUAAUGAGUGGCUCCACCAUCUGCCCAUGGGUCUACCUGAGCUGUCACCAGCUAUACCCACCUCACCUCUGGGAACAAGAGUCAAGGUCUGGGGUUCCCACAUUGCCAGCCAGGGAUUGCCCUCUUCCUCUGAGAUAAGGCACUGACUUCCCCAGCCACUCCCAAAUGGCAGAGACACAACUCUGCUCCUCACAGGGACAGCACUUGAUAGUUGGUGCAUGUGUUCAAACCCCCUGCACAUGUUAAGACUCACAUGUCAUCAGUGAGGAAACAGGCUGGGAGGGGUUUAGGACUUGGUCUGGGGCAGGGCUAGGCCUGGAACCUAAAUAUCAGGGGCCUCCAGCCCUGACUAUUCUGUGGGUCCUGAAUCUCUCCCUGAGGUUUCUCGCUCUGCUUCCUUGCCCUCCUUGAACCCCAAGGAUGCCUUCAAUUUCUGACCCUUCCAAGCCCAGCUCAAAGGCACCUCUCCAUGGCUUCCUUCAGCUCACAUUGUCCAAGAGCCUUUGAGAGGCUGCUUGAUAUUAACUCCUGACUCACCCAAGUGACCCUGCCCUCUGGGAGCAGGGGCUCUGCAAAAGGAAUUAGCUGUGCGUCCCCAUCUACCUGAUUUCCUUCCUCUAUAGGGGAGAUUCAUUCAUGAAGUUUCUGUAUCUAAUCCUUUGCCCAGCUGCCUUGGGAAGGGAAAUCAGGCCCUGCCCACAGAGCCAGAGACAGGACUGACUUUGGAAUUUGCGAGCUGAGUACAAAAUGAAAAUGCGGAGCCCUUUGUUUAAAAAGUAAGAGUUUCAUAACAGUGACAGCAGAGCAUUAAAACCAAGACCAGGGCCUUUCUGAGCAUGGGGUCCAGUGCACCUGCCUAGAGCACACAUCCAUGAAGCCAGCCAUGACUGGAAGAGACAGAACUCGCCCUUAGGAGCUCCUAGACUUUAUGUGGGGGGAAGGGCAAGAUUUGGCACACGGCUCACAGCUGGAGCCAAGGAUGGGCAGGAUGCUUCCUUCUGCGUGGUCCAUCACUAGGACCUCUCAGAUCCCCAAACCUCUGCAUACUCUGCAUCUCCCUGGGUGCCCAGCCAGCUCCUUGAGAUGGGCCAAGCCAGGGGUUAGGGCUCCAUUUUACGGAUAAAAGAUCCCCAAGACUCUGAGAGCCUGACUAUGUAGCUGAUUUCCUCAUGAUGUAUAGGCAGAGUGUGGAGCUAAGAUGGGCUUGGGGGGCUUGCUUAGGAGACAGGGCAGCUCCAGGACUUCCAUCAGCUGCUGGAGGUCAUGGGCAGGCCGGCUUCACCUCUGCCCCCACCCAAGCCUGCACAAACCCAGCCUUGCCAGCCCACAGCAUGGAGCCUGGCAGGUCAGGAUGGAGCAGCCAAGGUAAACAGAGGUUUCCUACCUCACAGCCACUCACCCAAGAGGGAGUUCUGGGGCAAGCCCCGGCUCACUUUGCACUGGCUCAGGGAUGGCAGCUGCCAAAAUGUCCGUGGCCUUUUCCUGCCCCCUCCAUUGGCCCAUGUUGUGCUUCCCAUGCCUCCCAUGCUACACCCCUCACAGGGGUAGGAGAGACCUCGUUGGGGCCGUACCGGGAGAAAUGGAGGUACAAAAUCAGAAAAUGACCUAACGUCCACACAAAGAACUGAACUCAACUGUCUGUGGCAGCUUUACUCAUCACAGCCCCAAACCGAACACAACCCAAAUGGCCAUCAACGGGGGAAGGACAACAAGCUGUGGUAUGUCCAUACGACAGAAUACUUCUCAGUGAAAAAAAGGAGCAAGCUAUUGAUAUAUGCCACAGCAUGGAUGAAGCUUAAAACCCUUGUGCUGAGUGAAAGAAGCUCAUACUGUGCAAUUCCACCUCCAUGAAAUUCUAGAAAAAGCAAAACAAAUCUAGUGACAAAACAGAUCAGUAAUUGGCUGGGGGUUGGGGAGAGAUUGACAGCAAAAGAACAGGAGGGAACAUUCUAA
Panthera uncia (snow leopard) is the source of this 6647-nucleotide messenger RNA. It is a transcript of the gene ATP2A3, whose product is annotated as ATPase sarcoplasmic/endoplasmic reticulum Ca2+ transporting 3. Gene Ontology annotation, cellular component: membrane. Lineage: Eukaryota; Metazoa; Chordata; Mammalia; Carnivora; Felidae. Gene Ontology annotation, molecular function: P-type calcium transporter activity; ATP hydrolysis activity; ATP binding. Bases 185 to 3184 code for a protein of 999 amino acids. The transcript is spliced from 21 exons. Gene Ontology annotation, biological process: intracellular calcium ion homeostasis; calcium ion transmembrane transport. The record is from RefSeq and is a predicted model, not a curated record.